Molecule: messenger RNA, 2031 nt
Organism: Diplodia corticola
Lineage: Eukaryota; Fungi; Ascomycota; Dothideomycetes; Botryosphaeriales; Botryosphaeriaceae
Product: apses-domain-containing protein
Exons: 4
Coding region: 1-2031 (676 amino acids)
Cellular component (GO): SBF transcription complex; MBF transcription complex
Molecular function (GO): transcription regulator activity; protein binding; DNA binding
Source: RefSeq, a predicted model, not a curated record
AUGCCGCCCGACACCAGCGGCAGGAUCUACUCGGCCACCUACAGCAAUGUCCCCGUCUACGAGUUCAAUGUCGCCGGCAACCAUGUCAUGCGCCGCCGCGCCGACGACUGGAUCAAUGCCACCCACAUCCUGAAGGUCGCCGACUUCGACAAGCCUGCCCGCACCCGCAUCCUUGAGCGCGAGGUCCAGAAGGGCGUGCACGAGAAGGUCCAGGGUGGAUACGGCAAAUACCAGGGAACCUGGAUUCCGCUUCACGACGGCCGCAACCUCGCCGAGCGCAACGGCAUCCUUGACAAGCUCGCCCCCAUUCUCGACUACGUCCCGGGCGACCGGAGUCCGCCGCCUGCCCCCAAGCAUGCUACCGCUGCGUCGUCAAGACCCAAGGCCGCGCGCGCCGCCGCAGCUCGACGAGCACCCGUCGCUUAUGCAGCCCCCAGCCAAGUGAGCGAAGACCUCUACGAGCGAGAGAGCCUCCAAUAUGCCGACGAGGAGACGCCCGACAAUGUCACAAUCGCCGAGUCCGAGAUGGAGGAGCACAAUCUAUUGCAUGGUGUUCACUACUCACAAGGAGGACGCAAGCGGAAGCGUGAUGUGGACCAACCGUCUGCGCAGGAUCGCGCGCACCAGAUCUGGGCGGAUGCUUUGUUAGACUACUUCAUGCUUCUGGAAUCAGAAGAUCGCUUUCCUGCUCCCCCAGAGCCGCCGCCAGGUGUCAAUCUGGACCGCAUGAUAGACGAAAAGGGGCACUCAGCCUUGCACUGGGCUGCUGCCAUGGGCGACGUGGACGUAGUGAAAGACCUCAUCCGCCGUGGGGCGCGCACCGAGUCCCUGUCUAACAACCUCGAGACACCCCUCAUGCGUGCAGUCAUGUUCACCAACAACUUCGACAAGAAGACGAUGCCUCAGAUGAUCAAGAUCCUGCAGCCAACCGUUGUGCGCACUGACUGGUUCGGCAGCACCGUCUUCCACCACAUUGCCGCCACCACAAGCAGCAAAAACAAAUACACCUGCGCCCGCUACUAUCUGGAUUGCAUCAUUAACAAGCUCAGCGAGACUUGGAAACCCGAGGAAGUCACGCGCCUACUUAACAAUCAGGACAAGAAUGGUGACACGGCGAUCAUGAUUGCAGCACGACACGGCGCGCGGAAAUGUGUUCGCGCUCUACUCGGUCGUAGUGUUGCGGUCGACAUUCCAAACCACCUGGGCGAGACCGCUGACGAUCUAAUCCGCGAACUAAACGCUCGCCGUCGCGAUGGACGACAUCGCGGCAUGUCUUCAUCCCCCUUUGCGCCGGACGGAAGACUUGGCCUCAAUGGCAGCACAACCUUCCCUGGCUUGCACAACGGAAGCAACCUCCAACAAAUCGCAUCACCACACCAGUUCCGCAGUCAGACCGCACAGACUUUGAUGACUAAAAUCGCGCCGACGUUGAACGAAAAGUUUGAACAAUUAGCCGGUGCGUACGAAGAAGAGCUUGUAGAAAAGGACGCCGAAGCAGCAGAUGCGGAGCGAGUAAUGCGGAAACGGCAAGCCGAAGUUGAUGCACUGAAGAGACAGCUGAGGGACAUGGGCAUCGCCGAGGUCGACAGCGUGAUCGGAGACACUUUGGACGAUCCGGUAUGGGAAGAGGAUGCAAGACUGCAAGAGGAAGAGAUGGAGGCUCUCACACGGGAAGCGGAGGCGCUCAUGGAACUGGAACAGCAGGCCGAGCUGCAACAGCGCAUAGGAGACGCAGAAGCCAACGCCGAGCCGCAACAAGACGGCAACGCCGGGAGCGAAGCCGCCAUCCGAGAAAGACUGCGGCUGGCGCUCAGCCUCAGCAAUGCCCAAAAGAUACGCCGGGGCCUGGUAAACGAGGUUGUGCAGAACCUGAGCGUUGCAGGCAUGGGUGAGCGGCAGACCGAGUAUAAACGGCUCAUCAUGGGAGCAUUGGGCAUCAGAGAAGAGGAUGUCGAGGGAAUGCUUCCAGAAAUAUUGAGCGAGCUGGAAGAGGCGCGGGAGCGGGAGGUGCUGGAAGCCAGCCCGGAGUAG